UUCAACUCAAUUAGGUUUGGCUCAACCAAGGCACCAUUUAUUUUUUGAGAAUUCGGCAUCCUGAAGAGUUCGAUGCUGGCAUUGUGUUUUCGCUUUUCACAGAAUGCUUCAGGAUGUGACCGAGCAAGCAAAUAUUUGUGUAUGCUGCUGGAAUGUGCAAAAACCAAAAUAACUUAAAACAAGGGAAAGCUUUUUACGCACACAUUGCAUGCUAUUGCGUAUAACUAAUUGAUAACAGGCCACAUCUUCAUUUGCUCAAUUAAGACGGGCCUAUAGCUGCUGCUAUGCCAUGCUCCAUUUCAUUAGCAGGUUAAUGCGGGCGCACGUUUUCUUCUUGAACAAAGGGGCAUCAUCAACAAAUCGAAGUCUGGCGUAAAUAACAUCUGAGGAGAAUGUUGUACAUUGGCAAUUUGGAUCUCAUAUCAUGGUUUAGCACGUAGGCCUAUAGUACGGCGACCCUCAAAAAAAUAAAUGUAAAUAACCAAUCAUCAUCAUCAAUAUUGUCACUAUGAUCAGAAUUUGCUUAUCGAUUGAUGUCAAUACACUAUUAAUUCAAAUUAAAAGUGUUGGCAUUAUUCAACUUUGACAUUUUCACAGGUCGAAGACAAAUGGUGUAUUGCUAUAGCACUCUUUACCGUUGGCGUCUCCCCAUGUGUAUCUGAUUUGAUCCUACUUUGACAACCUGUUGUCUUCCAACCGGCGCCAGGGAAUUUGCUCAGAGAUUAAGAAGGCAGGUCAAGCAGCAGUGCAGAGCCGGCGCAGACUAUAUUCACGUCGCUAAUUCUGCUAAACAAACACAUCCCACGGUCUAUGAUGUAUGUCGACGGUCCAAUAGUGUAGGCCUAUUAGGUUAUAAUUGUUAAACUAAACGAUGUUUAUCAUUAAGCUCUAUAUUAUAUAAUAUUUCAAUUGAUUUUCCAUAAUCAUCAAUGAUUACUUAUGAGUGUAGCUCAAUAGCUGAAGAAAAGUAGGUCUGUAUUGGUUUUGUGUGAGCAUGUGGCUUUGGUCGAAGGAUAAAAAUGACGAUAGGUACAUAUUGUAAAUUGGUCGUUUUGAUCACACAAGCUCUGGAAUAAAUAAUGUAGCCUAGGCCUGUGUUUUUCUAAUCUUGGACCCGGCAGACGUACUGUGAAUUAGCAAAAUUUCUGGGGACAGACGGCUCAGAGCCUUGGCCGGAAAACAAGACCUGCAAGGGGCGGAGUUACACUGUUUCCAGUAUUUUAUUUCGGAGAUAUUGUAUCGAAUAAAUCCCCCUUAACGAGAGUGGAUGAAGCUUUCAGAAUGGGGAUUUUAAUGAGUGUAUUGGUACGGUUGCCAGUCUACACUUUAUUUCAGUCUACACACUGUACUGAGUUUUUUUGCUGUACGAGCCAAAUUGGCGUCCGCCAAUUACGCACGUACUGAUCUCCAACUCGAGCCACAUGAUUGGGCGUAACCUAUGAAGCAAGAAAGUGUAAUGCCCAAACGCUCACUCAGAUCUGAGCUCGGUGGCCACCAGACUUUGGCCAUUAAUUGAAAGUCUGAUAGGUGAAAAUACGGCUUUUCAACGUGCAGGGUACGCGUAACACUGGUGGUAAGCGAGCGUACUGCAGGCGGUACUUGUGACUUUAUUCUAGAAAUAGGGAACAAUUAUAUAGAUAAUGGAAAAUAAAUGUAGAAGUAACCUACAGUAUUAUUGCAUGUUAUUAUUUCAAAACAUGGUCAUUUGUGCAUUCCAUCAUUUUCCAUCUCGGUUGAUUUGUGUUUGCCAAAUAAAGUCACCGCAGCAUUACUGAGCUUUUCUUUGAGCUGUUUCCCACUGGCCAUGGCCUUCUUGCACUCAUAAAUGUGUAUAAGGGGGGCGCUUGCACUCUUUUCUCAGCCACUGCAUAUGUAUUUAUCCAUCUUUUAUAGUUUUAAGAGCUGGUCCGCAAAAGGUGUUGACAGUAAUUGAGUGAUGCACCUUAAAGUCAAAGGCGGGGAACCACUGAGGCUAUAUGUAAUUUUAUCUUAUUGGCAAAUGGUUAGGAUAGUGCCUUUUCACGAUUCUGUCACCGAGAUGAUUCGGCCUUGACUCUUUCUCCCUGGUGGGCAGCAUCAUGCUUAAGAAACAUAACGACUUAGUCGUACAACUUCAUUGUGUCACACGAUGCUUCUCUGCGGCUCUUAUGUCUGUCGCAAAGGGCUCUCAAAGUUUGCACAAAGAGUGGAAUUCCCCGCACCGACGAGAAUAGUCCCUGUUCUCAGAUCAGGUGGCCACAGCUUAUGCUACGUGUUUAACAGGUUAUCAAUUUGUUGAUCUCAUGAACGUUCACAUCUGACGUAUAUAAAAAUGGGAACAUGUAUGGGAGCUAACACACACCUCGAGAUACAUAUUUUCAUGUAAAACCCUUCCAAUGAGGGAAAUUGCAAUUUCAUCAAUUAUUCCCCCAAAAUACCAAUGCCAAUUGUUUGCUCAUUUAGGACGCUUGCUCCGCCCACCGUGUUUGUCGUAAACCUGGCUCCUGACUACAAUAAACCCGAGCUAAGAGCGCCCUGGGCUCGCCUCCUUCUCCAAGGCGAUCAAUAGUAUCUCAGGCGCACUACAAGCACUCUCCUACGUAGACAUCCACAAGGAGAGAGCUGAUAGAACAACACGCGGUUCAUCUGCUCUCAACAAAAAAACCCUACCUGCUUACUGAACCAUGUCGUUGAGCCCAAAGCAUACAACGCCUUUCUCAGUGACAGAUAUUUUGAGUCCUAUCGAGGAGACCUACAAGAAGUUUAGUGGCAUGGACGGCGCAGGGAACCUAACCUCUCCACUCGGAGCUUACCGGCAGCCGCAGGUGUCUCAGGCAGGCAUGCAGCAGCACUCCAUGGGCCACAACGCCACCGUGGCGACCGCCUACCACAUGCCCCACGCGGUGUCCCAGUUCUCGCACGGAGCCAUGGGGGGAUACUGUAACGGCAGCAUAGGCAACAUGGGGGACCUGCCGUCGUACCAGGAGAGCAUGCGGAACAGCGCGGCGGCGACGGGCUGGUAUGGCGCCAACCCGGACCCCAGAUACUCCACCAUUUCUAGAUACAUGGGACCUUCCACAGGUAUGAACAUGGCCGGGAUGGGGAGCCUCACAGGGAUGUCCGACGCCUCCAAAUCCAUGCCAGCCAUCCACGCGGCGCCCAGGAGGAAACGCCGCGUGCUUUUCUCGCAGGCCCAGGUGUACGAGCUCGAGAGGAGAUUUAAGCAACAGAAAUACCUGUCGGCGCCGGAGCGGGAGCAUCUGGCCAGCAUGAUCCAUCUGACGCCGACCCAGGUGAAGAUCUGGUUCCAGAACCACCGCUACAAAAUGAAGCGGCAGGCCAAAGACAAGGCGGCCCAGCAGCUGCAGCAGCAGGACAGCAGCAGCCUGUGCCAGCAGUCGCAGUCCCCGAGGCGCGUGGCAGUGCCCGUGCUCGUAAAGGACGGCAAACCGUGCCAGAACGGCUCCAACACACCGACACCGGGCCAACAACAACAACAACAACAACAACAGCAACAGCAACAGCAGCAGCAGCAGCAGCAGCAGCAGCAGCAGCAGCAGCAGCAGCAGCAGCAGCAACAACAGAACGGUUCGGGGAUCGGACUCGGACUCGCCUCGUCCACUAACAGCAUCAACCAGCACCAGCAGAACCAGCAGAACGUCAACGUGUUGGUGCAGCAGGCCCAGGACCUAGACAUGUCCCCCAGUCCUCCCUCACUGCACAGCCAACUGAGCAUGGCUCAGAUGGACAGCUCUGCUGUAGAUUACACCAGCAACAUGGUCAGCUCAAACCUCCUGUAUGGCAGAACGUGGUAGGACCUGUACAACAAUCAGUCCUUUUUACGUGUUUUUUUUCUAUAUGUUAACCUGCUGGAUGAUGAGCUCAAUAUAUCAUGUUGAUAUACCACAGUGAGACCAUUGGGGGGACACUUUUUGUGGUGGUUGAAUGGACAACGGCGCAACAGGCGCAACAGCUGAUCAGGGCACGUUUUCUUGACAUUUUGGAGAGGAGGAGGGAGUCUAUUUUGGAACAUUACACGAAAUGGCUGCCCUUGAAACGAGUGACGUCGUUUCUGGACCUUUUUUUUUUUCUCCAAAUCCAUGUUAUGGACUUCCUUAUGGUGUUUUAGACGUUAGUCUAUGUGGUUUAUCGACAAGAAUGCUGCUUUCACUUGAGUGGGGACUGGGA
Messenger RNA from Gadus macrocephalus (Pacific cod), 4167 nucleotides. RefSeq names its product NK2 homeobox 4a (gene nkx2.4a). Gene Ontology annotation, cellular component: nucleus. NCBI's taxonomy places the organism in Eukaryota, Metazoa, Chordata, Actinopteri, Gadiformes, Gadidae. The record is from RefSeq and is a predicted model, not a curated record. The transcript is spliced from 2 exons. The coding region runs from base 2664 to 3794 and encodes 376 amino acids. Gene Ontology annotation, molecular function: RNA polymerase II cis-regulatory region sequence-specific DNA binding; DNA-binding transcription factor activity, RNA polymerase II-specific. Gene Ontology annotation, biological process: regulation of transcription by RNA polymerase II; cell differentiation.